This is a messenger RNA of Cornus florida, 354 nucleotides long. RefSeq names its product non-specific lipid-transfer protein D, cotyledon-specific isoform-like. Gene Ontology annotation, biological process: lipid transport. Gene Ontology annotation, molecular function: lipid binding. The record is from RefSeq and is a predicted model, not a curated record. The transcript has 2 exons. Bases 1 to 354 code for a protein of 117 amino acids. Gene Ontology annotation, cellular component: membrane. NCBI's taxonomy places the organism in Eukaryota, Viridiplantae, Streptophyta, Magnoliopsida, Cornales, Cornaceae.
AUGAAGAACCUCUUCUUCUCUGUGGCAUUCCUCCUCUCCGUCCUCUUCUUCCUCGCUCACGUUAGCGAUGCAACCAUACCAUGCAGCACCGUUGACAUGGAGGCCGCUGCUUGUGUGAAUUAUGCCUCCGGCAAGGAUGCCAAGCCAUCUACUGCAUGCUGCAAUGGGCUGCAGCAGCUUGCUCAGAGCGUGAAAUCGGUUGAUGACAAGAAGACUAUCUGCAGGUGCCUCAAGGCCGGUGUCAAAAACCUUAAAGGCGUGCAGGACAAGUUCUUGAGCCAAAUUCCUACCGCUUGCAAGAUCAAAGUUGGAUUCCCUGUCUCACUCAGCGUCAACUGUGAAACGAUCCACUGA